Molecule: messenger RNA, 2022 nt
Organism: Rotaria sp. Silwood2
Lineage: Eukaryota; Metazoa; Rotifera; Eurotatoria; Philodinida; Philodinidae
Source: the annotation of a GenBank genome assembly
AUGACAUCCGUUCCUGAAUCAUCUUCAUCUCAUGAAACAAUAUCUUCUAAAUUGAACGUUAAUAAUUUCGGAAGAUAUUCAAUUAUAUGGCUUGAUAAUUCAAUCAAUAGCCAGAACAAUAUAGAUACUCGAAAAAAAAUUCAAUCAUCAAUCAACUAUUUACAAAUAUUCGAAAAACUUGAUGAAUGUAAAAAAUAUAUUCAAUCAGUUUCUUCAAAACAUCGAAUUAUCUUAAUUGUCAGUGAUUAUUUUGGUCAACAAUUAAUACCUGAAAUUCAAGAUCUUCCACAAGUUUUUUCAAUUUAUAUAUUUUGUGCAAAUGAGCAAUGCCAUUAUCAAUGGAGUAAACAAUAUCAGAAAGUAAAAAGUGUUCAUAAUCAAUUAGAUGAUGUGAUCGAUAGAAUACGAUCUGAUCAAUCAAGAAGAAAACAAGAUAAACCUGAUGAACCAUUAUCAAUCAGUAUUUGCAAUUCAAAUAAAAAUUCUGAAAAAUCUACAACUGAACUUGAUGGUCAAUUUGUUCAGUCACAACUAUUAAUUGCUUGUCUCCUUAAAAUGAAAACUACUUCAACAGAUAAAAAUGAAUUUAUCUCAGAAUGUCGAAAAACCUAUAAAGAUAAUAAGGCACAACUUAUAUAUAUUGAUGAAUUCGAACGCGAAUAUGAACCAGAAUAUGCAUUAUGGUGGUAUACGAGAGAAACAUUUCUGUAUCGUUUAUUAAAUAAAGCACUUCGUGCUCAAAAUAUUGAUUUACUCUAUCUCUUUGGUUUUUUUAUUCGUGAUCUUGAACAAGAACUGCAAAACCGUCGAUAUAUGUCACCUAUUCAUGUGUAUCGUGGUCAGUUGAUGUCUACUGAAGAACUAAAUUUAUUGAAAGAUUCAAAAGAUAAAUUAAUAUCGGUGAAUUCAUUUCUUUCAACUACAUUUAGUCUUAAAAUGGCUGAGGUGUAUCUCGAUUCAUCGAAUAAUGAUAAUAUGUUUCAAAAAGUUUUAUUUGAAAUAUGUGCUGAUCCUCGUCAAGAUGAUAUAAAACCAUUUGUUGAUCUUUCACAAAUCAGUUUGUUUCCUGACGAAGAAGAAAUAUUAAUGAUGUUAGGAUCAGUCUUUCGUCUGACAGAUAUUCAUCUUGAUGAUAAUAAUAAUAUAUGGCAUAUUAAAAUGAAUUUAUGUAGUGAUAAUGAUUGUGAUUUACAAAAAACUUUUUUUCAUAUGAAAAAUCAAUAUGGUUUGAGCAAUACUCGAUUAACUUUAUUUGCAAGUGUUCUUAUCGAUAUGGCUAAUUUCGAUGAUGCUGAGAAAUAUUUAGGUCGAUUAUUACAACAAAUAUCUUCUCAAGAUAGACAUAUUUAUAAAUGCUAUCAUGCCCUUGGAAAAGUAUUAUUUGAAAAAGGAGAUUAUAAUUCAAGUUUAGAUUAUCUUACGCAAUCUCUUGAAAUUCUACAAAACUUUAAGUCAAAUAAACCUCAAACUGCAUACAUUUAUAACAAUAUUGGUGAAGUUUAUCUAAGGAAAGGUGAAAUCAAAUUAGCAUUACAAUCAUUUGAAAAAGCAUUGGACAUUUUCAAGGAGACAUUCACCGAUGAUAAGGAAAAUAUUGCUUGGUGCUACAAUAAUUUAGGUAUAAUCUGUCUAGAACAGAAGAAUUAUUCUGAAGCAUUGAAUUAUCUUAUGAAAGCAUUGAAUAUUAAACAGAAAAUACUUCCUGAUGGACAUCCUUGUUUGGGUAAUACAUACAAUAAUAUUGGUAAUAUACAUUAUUAUUGUCAUGAAUAUGAUCAAGCACUAGAAAAAUAUAAGUUAUCCUAUGAAAUUUUUAAAAAAUCCCUUACUCCUCGACAUCCUUCAUUUGCAAGAGUACUCAAAAAUAUAGGUGUUGCUUAUGAAGCUAAAAGGGAUUUAAUUGAAGCAAAAAAAAAUUACGAAGAAGCAUACUAUAUUCGUAAACAUAAUCUAGCUUCAUCACAUCCUGAUUUUAUUGAAAUUGAAAGUGAUAUUAAACGUGUAUCACUAAACAUAAAAUAA